CCGCGGAUCCCGCAGCGGCGACGGGACCGUGGGUGUGAGAAGGAAACGGCACCGACCCGCCCCUGGCACUGCGACCCUCUAAAAGCCCCGGAGCCACCGCACCGGGACCAUGCCCGCCCCGGCCACUUGUGCCCCUGGAGACUGAUCGGGGCCCGCGAAGUUAGCGGGGCCCGGCGACCGGGAUGCCCCGGCGGAACCCCCUCGCCCUUGGCCUGCUCGUUUGCCUGCUGGCCGCUCCGGUACUGGGCUGCGGCCCGGGACGGGGCCCGGUAGGGCGGCGGCGGCUGGGGCGGCGGCAGCUUUCGCCGCUGCUCUACAAACAGUUUGUGCCCAACGUGCCCGAGCAGACCCUGGGGGCGAGCGGCAAGGCGGAGGGCAAAGUCCUGCGGGGCUCGGAGCGCUUCAGGGACCUGGUGCCCAACUACAACCCCGACAUCAUCUUCAAGGACGAGGAGAACACGGGGGCGGACCGGCUCAUGACCGAGCGCUGCAAGGAGCGAGUGAACUCUUUGGCCAUCGCCGUGAUGAACAUGUGGCCGGGGGUGAAGCUGCGGGUGACAGAGGGUUGGGACGAGGACGGGCACCACCUCCCUGACUCGCUGCACUACGAGGGCCGGGCGCUGGACAUCACCACCUCCGACCGGGACCGCCACAAGUACGGCAUGCUGGCACGCCUGGCAGUCGAGGCUGGCUUUGACUGGGUCUACUACGAGUCCAAGGCUCACAUCCACGUCUCCGUUAGAGCAGAUAACUCCCUGGCCGUUCGAACCGGCGGCUGCUUCCCCGGCCACGCCACCGUGACGCUGCGGAGCGGCGAGCGCCGGGGCCUGGCUGAGCUGCGCCAGGGCGACUGGGUGCUGGGAGCGGAGCCAGGCGGGCGCCUGGUGCCCACCGAGGUGCUGCUCUUCCUGGACCGUGACCUGGGCCAACGAGCAUCCUUCGUGGCCAUCGAGACGGCCAACCCCGCACUCCGGCUGCUCCUCACCCCGUCCCACCUCGUCUUCGCUGCCCGCGGAGUGGCCAACGGUACCGCGGCCGCUUUCUCGCCCGUCUUUGCCCGCCGUGUGCGACCGGGAGAUGCGGUGCUAGCCCACGGGGCUGGCGGGCAGGGGCUGCGCCCGGCGAGGGUGCUGCGAGUCUCCCGGGAGGAUGGCGUGGGGGUCUUUGCGCCCCUCACCUCUCACGGGACCCUGCUGGUUAACGGGGUGCUGGCAUCCUGCUAUGCCGUGCUGGAGAGUCACCGCUGGGCGCACCGUGCCUUCGCCCCCCUCCGCCUCUUCCACGGGCUCCUCUCACUGCUGCCCGCCCGCGCCGAGGCCGGUAACGGGACGGUGCCGGAGCCUGGCAUGCACUGGUACUCCCGCCUGCUCUACCAGCUGGCCGGUGGCAUGCUGGCCCACGAGGCUCUGCACGCCUAGGGCUCGCUGGCCCCCCAAGUCACCGCACACUGGAAGCGGGGGUGGGGGGGGCUCUGGCCCUGCCCCCCCCCCCCCCCCCUUGUACCCACGGAGAGGGGGUAGGGGCACCGCUGGCCCUGACAGGGAGGUUUAGAUGCCUCUCAGCUCAGCGCUGCUUA
Pogoniulus pusillus (Red-fronted tinkerbird) is the source of this 1576-nucleotide messenger RNA. RefSeq names its product desert hedgehog signaling molecule (gene DHH). Gene Ontology annotation, molecular function: calcium ion binding; patched binding. The transcript has 3 exons. Gene Ontology annotation, biological process: cell-cell signaling; protein autoprocessing; cell fate specification. The coding region runs from base 183 to 1418 and encodes 411 amino acids. Lineage: Eukaryota; Metazoa; Chordata; Aves; Piciformes; Lybiidae. The record is from RefSeq and is a predicted model, not a curated record.